Doryrhamphus excisus (bluestripe pipefish) is the source of this 1254-nucleotide messenger RNA. It is a transcript of the gene cntd1, whose product is annotated as cyclin N-terminal domain containing 1. Lineage: Eukaryota; Metazoa; Chordata; Actinopteri; Syngnathiformes; Syngnathidae. The record is from RefSeq and is a predicted model, not a curated record. Gene Ontology annotation, cellular component: site of double-strand break. Gene Ontology annotation, biological process: reciprocal meiotic recombination.
CAAAGGCAUCCCCGCGUACAAACAGGUGGGAUUUCGGUUCCUGUGCAGCGACGCCAAAGGAAACAGCGCCAUCUUCCGCAUAUACACGAUUGAGACACGUUUAAUUCUAUUAAAACCAAAUACAGUACAUGUAUGAUGAUUAAUAUCGCGUGACAACAAUUCACUCACAGUUUUAAAACACGGUGCCGACGGAAGGCAGCAGUUUUAUUUCGGCGUCCAAAUGGCGGAGAAUGUCGUUAGUUGUCAAAGCGAGCAGAGUGUUGUGCAGUUCAAGUUUCGCCAAGCCUCCUUUGACGUGCUGACGGACUUUCUUACGAACCUCAACGAGAAAAACAAAGAGAACAUCAACAGUUUGUCCACAUGCAGCGGAGUCUUCAAAGAUAAAAGACUCUUCGAAUAUGCUUUGCUGAUAUCUCAAGAGCUCCGACUGGACCCGCUGGCCGGCUACCACGCCGUUGAAUUACUUCAAAGGUUCAUGGUCAAGCACAUCACACGCUUGCUCGGCGCGCCGUCGCCUCAAGGUGCGACCCAGGCCAAGACAGGGAGCCGCGAGGACGCCGUGUUCGAGCACCUGGAGUCGAAGUUCGCCCUGAUUGUGUUUUCCUGCGUGCAGCUGGCCAGCAAGCUGUCCCUGCACAGCCACAUCAUCGACAUCAACACGGCCGUGCGCUUCCUGCGCUCCGUCGGCCUGGACGUCUCCAAGCAGGCUGUCCUGGAAUCGGAGCUGAUGGUGCUGAAGGGCCUGGAGUUCCAACUGGACGUGCCCAACCCCCUCACAUACGUGGAAGUCCUCCUGGAGGUUCUCGGCCACAACGAGCCGUCCACCCCCGUGGAGCGCCUGCAUCACCUGUGCCGCCAUGUUCUCCAGCUGGUCAGCCUGCAGCGCCGCGCUCUCUACGACGCCCUGCUGGCCGCCACCACGCGGACCCGCGACCCCACCAGGGAGCAGAGAGAGAAGUUUGUGGCGGUGACCGAAGACUGCAUGCUCCUGGCGGUUGGCGUCAUCGCUGUGGCGACCUUCAUCCUUCACGUCAGAGAAUGGGAGCAGGUGACGGAGGAGCUGAGCCACAUCACCGGGAUUUCGACGAGAAGCAUCGGCGAUUUCGCCCGCGCGGCGCUCACCAUUGUUGUUGCAGGCCCUCAGACGCCAACUAGAUAAGUUUAGUCUUUCCUUCUACUGUGUGUGUGUGUGUACACUUUAGUACACUAGCGCUUUACAGAACAGGAAGUAAAAAGGAACUCUCCCAAUGCUAA